Alligator mississippiensis (American alligator) is the source of this 822-nucleotide messenger RNA. It is a transcript of the gene SLN, whose product is annotated as sarcolipin. The record is from RefSeq and is a predicted model, not a curated record. The transcript has 2 exons. Bases 269 to 364 code for a protein of 31 amino acids. Gene Ontology annotation, molecular function: enzyme regulator activity. NCBI's taxonomy places the organism in Eukaryota, Metazoa, Chordata, Crocodylia, Alligatoridae. Gene Ontology annotation, cellular component: membrane.
ACACUUGUUGCUCUCCUCCCUCUUGACUACUUUAGUUCCAACACAGAGAUUGGGAAUCCAGAUUGCAUUGGGAGAUAGGCAGAAGCUGAGGAAGAAAUAAUAUCUGCAUUGACCUAGGGUCCCAGAGGCUGAAAUACUGGGUUCCAUUUGUCUUCUUAAGGAGAGGCUGUGACCUGAAGGCUAAGCUCAAGGACUCCGGGAGGAGUCUCUGAAGUUUUCCCUUUACUUCAGCUAUUGACCUCCAGUCUUCCCCUGAAUAUUCCCAAAAAUGGAACGAUCCACACAAGAACUCUUCCUUAACUUCAUGAUUGUCCUGAUAACUGUGCUUCUCAUGUGGCUUCUAGUGAAAUCUUAUCAGGAGUAAAAGACAAUCUCAUGCUCCUUAAAUUCAUUUAAGCAUGCAUCUCUGCAGAAGUAUGUAACACCUCCUGUACAACAGUGUGACUUCCUUUAUAUUUGAUAAUGUAAUGAUUUUUUUACUCUCACGCUUCUGUUGCUUGUGCUGAUAGGUGUUUUAAUGGGUCUAUGAUGAUGUAAUUAUUAUAUUCUGUAGUGACCCAGCUGUAAAAUGGACAAGGCAGGGUCCUCAGUAGUUGCUACAUAUGACUCCCAGUAGUUACUGCAAAUGUAAUACACUGACCCACAAUGCUUACCUCUUUGGUAUCACCACCAGGCUCACCGUGGUACAAGACUGUAAUAUUCAGUAUGUGUCUUCAUAAACUGAAACAAAAAAGGCACAAACUAACUUAGCUGAAAGAAAGUGGAAACUUUUCUUUCAUUCACUGUUGUGCUCUCUUGAAUAAAGGAGAAGAUGUAAAACCA